CUUUUGAUAUGACAACUAGCUGCCCUUUCCCCACCUGAACAACCCUUCCAAAGCUCUAGCCAUGCUUUAGAGCUGGCGAGGACACUACACACCCACUCAGAGAGAGAGAGUGAGGGAGAGAGAGAGAGAGGAGGGUGGACCAAAACAGCAAUACUCAUGGCAACCUCAGGGGAGAGCAGGUGCACCUCCCUUGUGUGCUCUUGUUAUGCACCAGUUAAGUAUCACAGUAGCAAGAGCAUUGAGGGAAGAGAUGGCACAAAGGGCAGUAAGGGUAUAAGUGGGAAGAGAGCUGGUCAUGCCGGUGUCAAAGGUGUGUCUCAUAAGCCAUGCGUACAACCACAUCCUGUUCCUCUGAAGAGCAACCUUAAGAAACCAAAUAGGGUGGGAGAACAGCAGCAGCAGCAGCAGCAGGAGGUGGUGGUGAUGAUGAGGGAGGGAAGGAGGAAGGUGAGCUGGUCUGAUGCCCAUGGCAGAGACCUUGCCCAUGUUCAGGAGUUUUACUCAAGUGAGCUGGAUGAGGGGGAGUUUAAAGUAGUAGGAGGGUCUUGCAUUUGUGUCAUUCAGUGAAGAAGGUGGUCAGAAGAGCUUGGCCAUCAAAAGGAAGAGUGCAACACAUCUAAACUGUCCGGUGGCAAAGAGAAGCAUUAUUCCCUUGCCAAUAGAAAUUCUGAACAUAACAAGCCUCUGACAGACAGAUGAGAAAAAAUAGGUAAAGAUAGGCCUCCUUGAUAAUUGUGCUUCAAGCUAGUGUAAAGGAUGGUUUCUGGCUUACUUGUAUAUAAU
Elaeis guineensis (African oil palm) is the source of this 783-nucleotide messenger RNA. Lineage: Eukaryota; Viridiplantae; Streptophyta; Magnoliopsida; Arecales; Arecaceae. The record is from RefSeq and is a predicted model, not a curated record.